GUACUGGUGAAUAUUCUUAGCGAUUUUUUCUUGAAAUCAUAUUAAAUAUUCAACUGAGAACUGGUUUAUCAAGAAAAGAGAGUUAACAAGAAGACGGUGUAAGGCAUAAUUCGAAUAUUUCUUAUUAAGCUGCCUGUUUGCCUGGCUCUGAGCUAGGGGUCUGCCAUAUUAGCCUUGAGGUUGGCAAUUCAAAUCCAGUCUUUAUACAAGUUUGCCAGAGCAAGUUGAAGUGCGAUGGUGAUGUUGAAUAUUAAACUCAAAUCACGAAGUACUGAAUGUCGUAAUCAAAUCUGUUAAUGUAUUUUCGCAUCAUCAAUAUGCGUGCUUUCUUGGUUUUCGCUCUCAUUGCCGUUUCUUCGGUGUAUUGCGCUCCUCAAUCUCCUCCAAGCGGCAGUUUAACCGAUCUAAUAGAUUCGGUUUUUGGUAACAACAAAAACGGCCCAGGACCUGCACCAGGACCAGCACCAGGAUCAGGACCAGCACCGGGGCCGGGACCUGCACCUGGUUCUGGUCCAGAUACUUUCCCACAAGUUUCUGGCUGUCCAGCAGGAUCAGAAUGUGUCGCUCACUAUCUUUGCAAGGGUAGCAACGUCAUCAGAGAUGGUGUUGGCAUCAUUGAUAUCCGUUUCGAUGGUGAAACUCCACAGCAGUGCGCUAACUAUUUGGAAGAGUGCUGUCAAGUAACUCAAACGACAACUGAUCCCAUCAUUCAUCCCAUACCAACACCAGAUGGUUGCGGUUACAGAAAUGUUGAUGGAGUUGGCUUCAAGAUUACUGGUGAUAAGGAUAACGAGACCCAGUACGGAGAGUUUCCAUGGAUGGUUGCUAUUUUGAAGGAAGAAAAAGCUGCUGAUCAGACUUUAAAUAUUUACCAGUGUGGCGGGUCACUAAUCCACCCUAACGUUGUGCUGACUGCUGCUCAUUGUGUAUUUGGCAAACCUGCUGAUAUCCUUAAAAUCCGAGCUGGCGAAUGGGACACUCAGACCAAAAAUGAAUUGUUCCCUCAUCAAGACAGAGGUGUAGCUGAAGUUAUUACCCACGAACAUUACAACAAGGGAGCGUUGUUCAACGAUAUCGCCUUGCUUAUCCUGAAGAGCCCAGUGGAACUUGCUGAGAACGUCAAAACUGUCUGCUUGCCACCUGCAAAUACCAAUUUUGAUUUGUCACGAUGCAUCGCCACCGGGUGGGGUAAGGACGUUUUUGGUCAAGUUGGCAAGUAUCAAGUAAUUUUGAAGAAGAUCGAUUUGCCGGUUGUGCCAAGGGACCAAUGUCAGGCUUCUCUGCGUAACACUCGUUUGGGCAAACACUUCGAAUUGCAUCGUUCCUUCUUGUGCGCUGGUGGAGAAUUGGGUAAGGAUACCUGCAAAGGAGACGGUGGUUCACCUUUAGUUUGUCCAAUUCCUGGUAAACGUGAACAAUAUUAUCAAGCUGGUAUCGUUGCAUGGGGUAUCGGGUGUGGUGAUGAGAUUCCUGGAGUAUAUGCCAGCAUUCCAGAAUUGAGAAGUUGGUUAGAUGAACAGCUGGCGUAUCAGAGAGUUGACAAUAAAUUCUAUACUGCUCAUGGUUACUAUAUUCCAAGAUUAUAUUUGAUAGCAACCUAUCGCAGUGACGACUCCAGAGCUUUGAUAAUCUCAAUGGUCCAUUCGCGAAGUUUAUUCUGUCGAGCGUCGUCGUUAUCACUGAAGAUUCUCGAUAUGAUCAGAACAUUCAUUUUCCUUCUAUUCUGCAUAACUACUGCUAUUCAGACGAUUGUCUUCCCAGAUUCGAGAGAAUAUUUUCCCAAAGUAACCAAUGAAACAUGUGAGGAAUGUGAGCCAUGUAAAGAUAAAGAUGGCAUGAGUGCGUGCCCUCUUUUCUGUGAAGUAUGUAACCACACUGUUGAAGCGUCCACUGAAGCAAUCCCAACGGCAUGUCCGUGUGGUCACAGAAACAAGGAUGACUUCCACAGCAAGUGUCCUAGCGCGGAACCUGGCAAGGCGCAAUAUGCUGAGUUUCCUUGGAUGGUUGCAAUCAUGGAAUCUAACAACAAUAAGACCGGGUCUUACGUAUGUGGUGGAUCGCUGAUCAACCCUAAAGUCAUUCUGACAGCGGCUCAUUGCAUUUUUGGUUAACCUGCUGACAGCUUGAUGGUUCGUCUUGGCGAAUGGGACAUGAGAUCUUCACGGGAGCCGUUUUUACCUGAGGAAGUUCAUGUGCAAGAAGUUGUAACACAUGAGCGUUUCGAGAGAAAACGUUUACUCAACGACAUUGGACUCCUGCUUCUAACCAAAGAAGUUACCCUGAAUGACCAAGUCAAUACCGUUUGUUUGCCUCCAGCAAAUCUUGCGCUUAACUUGUCAGAUUGCACUGCUACCGGCUGGGGUAAACAUGCCUACGGGGAAGCUGUAACAUAUCCUUCCGUUUUGAAAAAAAUAAAUUUGCCGGUGAUUCCAAAGGAUCAAUGUGAAACUUCGUUACGCUCGCACUUGACUGAAUAUUUCAAAUUGCACAGUUCAUUUAUUUGUGCUGGAGGUGGCGCAGGUAUGGACACCUGUACAGGUGACGGAGGAUCUCCAUUAGUUUGCCCGGCCGUCGGAAGUGCAGACCAAUUCUAUCAGGUUGGAAUUACGUCUUGGGGCAUUAAAUGUGAAUCUGGAUAUCCAGGAGUGUACGCCCACGUGGCUAAGUUUCGCAGUUGGAUAGAUGAGAAAUUCGCGGAAAGGGAAAUCGAAUUUUGUCCUUUGCUAUAUAAAUAAUGGAGUAAUGUAGAGUGAAGUUGG
This is a messenger RNA of Hermetia illucens (black soldier fly), 2759 nucleotides long. RefSeq lists its product as uncharacterized. The transcript has 7 exons. Lineage: Eukaryota; Metazoa; Arthropoda; Insecta; Diptera; Stratiomyidae. Gene Ontology annotation, biological process: proteolysis. The record is from RefSeq and is a predicted model, not a curated record. Gene Ontology annotation, molecular function: serine-type endopeptidase activity.